Molecule: messenger RNA, 2555 nt
Organism: Microcebus murinus (gray mouse lemur)
Lineage: Eukaryota; Metazoa; Chordata; Mammalia; Primates; Cheirogaleidae
Source: RefSeq, a predicted model, not a curated record
ACGUCAUCUCCGGGCGCCGAGGGUGACUGGACUUGUGGUGGGCUUCCAGGGCUCCGCGGCGCUGCAGGUUGCUUUCGCUGCAUACCGGAGGGCGGAAGUGCAGCAGGACUCGGCUCCGACCUCCGCGCCGGUGCUUUCUGCGGCUGCGCGGGCUCUCUGGAGUCCUGCUCCCGCGCCUCCGCAGGACUGUGUCAGGCAGGCAGUCUGCCCCGCCACCCCACAGCUGCGCCGGAGCCCGGGAUUCUAGCGUCUCCACCGGCGCGGGAAGCCGGAGGGGGAGCCGGCGCUUCGGGUAGGUUUGGCUUUGGUUGAAAAAAGAAUUUAGCCUGUAUGUACUGUUUUAACCACUGGAAGAAUGACAGAUGACAAAGACGUGCUUCGAGAUGUGUGGUUUGGACGAAUUCCAACUUGCUUCACUCUGUAUCAGGAUGAGAUAACUGAAAGGGAAGCAGAACCAUACUAUUUGCUUUUGCCAAGAGUAAGUUAUUUGACGUUGGUAACUGACAAAGUGAAAAAGCACUUUCAGAAGGUUAUGAGACAAGAAGACAUUAGUGAGAUAUGGUUUGAAUAUGAAGGCACACCACUGAAAUGGCAUUAUCCAAUUGGUUUGCUAUUUGAUCUUCUUGCAUCAAGUUCAGCUCUUCCUUGGAACAUCACAGUACAUUUUAAGCUACAUAUUUUUGUGAGCCUGGAUUUUCAUUAUAUGCUUCAACCAAUAUAUUGCAGAAUAUUGAAUGUAGAAGCAAAUAAGAGUUUUCCUGAAAAGGACCUUCUGCACUGUCCAUCUAAGGAUGUAAUUGAAGCUCAUUUUAUGUCCUGUAUGAAAGAAGCUGAUGCUUUAAAGCAUAAAAGUCAAGUAAUCAAUGAAAUGCAGAAGAAAGAUCACAAGCAGCUCUGGAUGGGAUUACAAAAUGACAGAUUUGACCAGUUUUGGGCCAUCAAUCGGAAACUCAUGGAAUAUCCUGCAGAAGAAAAUGGAUUUCGUUAUAUCCCCUUUAGAAUAUAUCAGACAACAACUGAACGACCUUUCAUUCAGAAGCUGUUUCGCCCUGUGGCUGCAGAUGGACAAUUACAUACACUAGGAGAUCUUCUCAAAGAAGUUUGUCCUUCUGCUAUUGCUCCUGAAGAUGGGGAAAAAAAGAAUCAAGUGAUGAUUCAUGGAAUUGAGCCAAUGUUGGAAACGCCUCUGCAGUGGCUGAGUGAACAUCUGAGUUACCCAGAUAAUUUUCUUCAUAUUAGUAUCAUCCCGCAACCAACAGAUUGAAGGAUCAACUAUUUGCCUGAACGGAAUCGCCCUUAAACAGGAUUUACCAGAGCAUGUCACCCUUCUGCUUCAAUCAGGUUUGGUGGAGGCAACCUGACCAGAAACAUUGCGCCUGCUGCAAGCCAAACAGGAACAAGAUUCCAUGUCAGAUAAGGCAAUUGAGUUGGUCUUAUUUUGCAUCACCACUGCUUUCCUCCACUGCCGUCAGUAAACCUCAGCCGUGACAUGAAAGACUUUACAGGACCACUGCAAGUCUUCUGUUUUCUUGUAAAAUAUAACGAAGCCGAAACCUUUGGCCUAAGAAGAUGUGCCACUUGGUUUGUAUUUCUGAUUAACAAAUAAACAGAGGUAUUUCCUAAGGUGACCAUAGUUGAACUUUAGCUUGAGACAGUGGAAACAUUGGUUUAAUUUUCAAGAGAAUUAGACUUAAGAAAGUAAAAGAGAAAUUCUGUUAUCAAUAACUUGCAGUAAUUUUUUUGUAAACGAUUGAAUUACAGUAAACCCAUCUUUCCUUAAUGAAAAUUUCCUAUGUUUACAGUCUGUCUAUUGGUAUGCAAACAAUCUUGUAACUUUGAUAAUGAACUGUGAGAGAUUUUUAAAUAAAGCCUCUAAAUAUGUUUUGUCAUUUAAUAACAUACAGUUUUGUCACUUUUCAAGUACAUUCUGCCUCAUAUACAGUAGAUCACUUUUUACUGUGUGCUGCCAUUUUGAUUGGUCGUCAUUGGCAUGGGGUGGAUAUGGGGCAUAGGAUUAUAUGUCUCAGGAGCUGUCAUAGAAUUUCUCGCUGCCAACUUUAAAAUCUGUGUUCUUUACACACUAAAGGUAUAAAUAAUGUAACUGUUUAUCUUUGCUGUUUAUCAUCAUAAACCUGUCAAAUCAUAGUAUGCUAAGCACCUGUAUAAGAUAAUUCUGCAUUUUUGGAAAAUCCCAUUCCUUUCCAAGCUAGUGUUUUUCAUUGGCUCCAGGUCUAAUUUUUCACUGUGGUUCCCUGGCAGCCAGUCUUUGAAGUCUGAAGAUUACCUAUCUUCUAACUGCAGUAGCUUUUCCUUAAUUUUACCAAAAAUGUCCAGAGGUUACUGGAGUUCUUACUCAAUAUAAGGAAGAUUUGCUGCACUUUAUUACCAAGCUGCUGGGAUUUUACCAGUUGAACAUAUUUGUGCAUUACAGUUGGCUUCUUAUGAGCUAGCUUGCUGUCCAUAUUGAAUGUUGACCCAUUUGAGUAUGCUGAGAGACUUAUAGUAUCAUACGAUAAUGGUUUUAGAUUCCAUAACAAAAAUGAAUGUUUUUCUUA